Molecule: messenger RNA, 1236 nt
Organism: Symbiodinium sp. CCMP2592
Lineage: Eukaryota; Dinophyceae; Suessiales; Symbiodiniaceae
Source: the annotation of a GenBank genome assembly
AUGGUUGCCUGUGCUUCAGAUAUCUUCUGUGCCUUAAUGAAGACGAAGAAGCGGAUUGUCGGAAGCCUCUUCAUCGCUGAGGAGGACAGUGGCCCUACCGAUGUCAUGUCGGUGGUGAAUACCGAGAGGGACUUGCUGGAGAAAUCAGGUCUCACCAUCGAGACGCUGAGCGACUGGCGCGUGAACCCCAUGGAGUUCGACAAGGUGAUGAAUCGAUCCCUCGCCGCGUUCAUCAUCGGGCCUGCAAACCAUGGCAUACGAUGUGAGAAGUACGUCAAGGCCUUCGUCGACGAGAUUGAAAAUGACAUGAAGUUCAACCCCUACCACAACUGGUUCCGUGCAGUGGAUGUCGGCCAUGCUACCUGGCGCCUGGCCAACAUUUGUCAGGUGACCGAGUAUUUAGCCUUCCAUGAGACCUUCGCCAUGCUUGUGGCAGCACUUUGCCUUGAUCUGGCUCAUCCCGGGCUGAACAACGGCUUCCUUGUGCAAACCAGGCACCCUUUGGCGAUGACCUACAACGACCGGUCUUGCCUGGAGAGCAUGAGCUGCAGCAGACUCUUCGAGAUCGUGAGCCAACCCCACUGCGCCAUCUUUGAGCCGUUGUCAAAGAACCACUACAACACCGUUCGCAAGGUGGUGAUUGCUGCCAUCCUCAACACAGAUACGGCACAACACUUUCAGAGCGUGAAGAAGGUGCAAAUGUUCUACGAGAUGAACUCGGAGGUCCUCCAGAUGGCAGGCGAAGUCUACCGCGAGCAAGUGGAAGAGGACGAGGAGGAACCCGUCUUCCCGCUCCCCGAGGUCUCAGAUGUCUUCAAGGAAGCCAACAACAAGCAGAUCCUGGUCAACCUCCUGGUGCACUUGGCGGACACCUCGAACUCCACUAAGCCGUUCCGAAUCUGCAAGAUCUGGGCACAGAAGGCUAUGGAGGAGAGCUUCCUCCAGGGAGACCACGAGAAGGCUCUUGGCCUGCCUAUCCAGGCCAUGAACGACCGUUUCAAGGCCAACUUGUCCUUUUCCCAGUUCGGCUUCAUCGAAUAUCUCGUCGCACCCUUCCUGAUGACGGUGAUCAAGGUCCUGCCGCCCGUGGAACCGAUGCUGGCUCAGAUGAUGCUCAACGCAAAAUGCUGGCAGAGUGAAUACGAGGAGGAGGGCUUUACAAGCCCGGAAGAGAGGGAAGCGUUGCAGUCACGAGUGACAGAUUUGGUCCGCCUCUACAAUGAGAGAUGGAAGUAA